Molecule: messenger RNA, 1343 nt
Organism: Rhopalosiphum maidis (corn leaf aphid)
Lineage: Eukaryota; Metazoa; Arthropoda; Insecta; Hemiptera; Aphididae
Product: 15-hydroxyprostaglandin dehydrogenase [NAD(+)]-like
Exons: 6
Coding region: 360-1184 (274 amino acids)
Cellular component (GO): cytoplasm
Molecular function (GO): oxidoreductase activity, acting on the CH-OH group of donors, NAD or NADP as acceptor
Source: RefSeq, a predicted model, not a curated record
AGGGAAGAAACGCACUUUAUAAACAAUUGGAGUUAUAAUAAAAGCAUUAAAGCCAUAGAAAAUUUAUUUAAACAUUAAACCACUCGGAUCUUUAAAAAAUUACGUUGAAAAAAUAUUAAAUAAAUAAAAAAUACAAGCUUAAAAACAAUUCUUAAAAAAAAAUUUGGUACCUAAUAUUAUUUAAAUUAUAAAUUAUUUAAAAUAAGUUUUUUUUUUAAUGUUAUACUUAAUUAAUAUAAUUUUUUACUUUUAAUAACUAAAGUUAUUCUCUUGACUUUUGAGUUUAUGAAAUCAAAGUUUGUGUAGUAUUUUUGCAUCAAUUCUGUGUUAAUUGGCAUUUCAACUCUAAUUGUAUUGCGAUGAACAUAAAAAGUCCAAACGGAGAAUUUGACGGAUCUGUAGCAUUGAUAACAGGAGGUGGUCAAGGACUUGGUUUAGCGAUUGCCGACGAACUAAUAAAAAACGGUGCAUAUGUGUCACUAUUAGAUAUUAACGAAGCAAUAGGAAACAAAGCGAUCAGUGAAUUAGAAAUCAAAUACAAAUUGUCUUCAAGUAGAUUACUAUUCAUAAAGUGUGAUGUUACCAAUAAAAUCGAAUUCGAAGACUCUUUUAAGAAAACUAUUGAAAAGUUUGGAAAACUAAAUAUUGUUGUUAAUAAUGCUGGUAUUAUGAGCAAGUAUAUUACUUCGUGGGAGCUAGCCAUCGAUUUAAAUUACAAAGCAGUAGUCCAUGGUACCAUACUAGGUCUCAAAUACAUUGAAAACAAAGUCGAUAGAAACUCUGCAGUAAUUAAUGUAGCAUCGAUAGUUGGACUAUCCAACACUGUCUUGCCCAUGUACCAAUCAACCAAAAGAGCCGUUAUUGAUUUCACAAAAUGUAUAGGAUGUUCGUUCAAUACAAAUGCAAACGGAAAUAACAUUAGAGUUAUGGCCAUUUGUCCCGGCCCUACGUUUGACGGAUUUGAUAACAACAUUGAUGAGAAAAACUCUUUAGAGCACGAAAUUAAGGAAUUAAUAACCAGUGGUGAAGAAACCCCAAAUCCGAAUAGAGUAAUAAUAAUACAAAGUACUGACUACUUUAAAACUGCAUUUAUUCACGUUAUGAAAAACGGCCAAAGUGGAGAUAUUUGGAUAGCUGAAAAUAAAGAGCCUGCGAGACUUGCACAUUUCUACACUCAAUAUUAAAUAUCGACUUCUAGUUGAAUUUUAAUUUUGUAACUACUAUAAGUUAUGAUAAAAUAUUUAUUAAAUUAUAUAAAGUAAAAAUUAAUUAUAUAGAACAAUUUAAUUAAGUUUAAUCACAACUAUGUUGUGUAACUUUGUCACGUUACAAAUGUUAAUAUU